Messenger RNA from Carassius carassius (crucian carp), 2287 nucleotides. RefSeq names its product D-glutamate cyclase, mitochondrial-like. Gene Ontology annotation, biological process: glutamate metabolic process. The transcript has 13 exons. NCBI's taxonomy places the organism in Eukaryota, Metazoa, Chordata, Actinopteri, Cypriniformes, Cyprinidae. Gene Ontology annotation, molecular function: D-glutamate cyclase activity. The record is from RefSeq and is a predicted model, not a curated record. The coding region runs from base 98 to 1948 and encodes 616 amino acids.
CAUGUAUAAAGCCAGUACUUGCAGUUUUGGCCAUUUUGUGUUUUCGUCUGAAAUGGAAUCGUGGUUGACCUUCUGCAGUCUCUUCUGAUCCACGGAGAUGGGGCUGUUGAAAUGUGCGACAAAUUUCCUCUGUCGUGCUGUUCUACUGAAAGGCCUGAAGUACAGCACCCGAGCAAAGAUGAAGCCAGGAUAUCAACAGGCUAACGUGGUGAUCUUGUACAAGGAUCAUGCUGAUGACUUUGAGGCGUUUUGCAGAGCUAACAGUAGCCCCCUCCCGCUGCUGUACCGGAGCAAGUGUGGAGAAUGGAGCUGCGGCCCCCUCGCCACAGGAUCUGACAUCAGGGAGGACUGUCCAGAGUACUGUGUGUUUGAGAACGGUGUGCUAAUGAAGAAGGUCGCUAGUUUAUCCUCUUACACUCCUCAGCUUCAGGACAUGGUUACGUUCUACCUCGGCUGUAGUUUUGGUUUUGAAUCAGCCUUGAAGGCCGCUGGGGUUCCAGUGAGAAAUGUGGAACAGGGUAAAAAUGUCAGCAUGUACAAGACCUCAGUAGCUUGUAUUAGAGCAGGUCAGUUUCACUGUCCGAUGGUGGUGACCAUGAGACCUGUACCAGAAGACAAGCUGGACGCUGCAGCUCAGAGCACACACGCGAUCCCCCUGGCACAUGGAGGCCCCGUCCAUAUUGGAGACCCUAAGCUCCUGGGUAUCCAGGACUUGUCACAGCCAGACUAUGGGGACCCAGUGAAGCAGUGUCCUGGUGACGUGCCUGUGUUCUGGGCCUGUGGGAUCACUGGUGUUGAAGCUGUACAGAGCUGCAAGCCCACUCUGGCGUUCACACACUCUCCUGGCUGCAUGUUCAUCACCGAUCAAAAGGCAGAAACUGUUUCGCCCCUCACUCUUGAGCCAGCACAUUGCCCUUUGACUAUCUGCAUUUCCCAGAAUCCUCAGCAUUACAGUAUUGCUAGCAAAAGAGCUGUUCAACAAAUUCGAGCAAUUGAGGAACUUGUUGUUGAAGACCCAGGUUCCAGAGGUAUCCGGGCCCUGUUCCUGCAGGAUGAGCUCCUAAAGGCCUGUCUCUCGCUGUCCCAUUCCUCCUCUGUUCUCAUCACCACUGGUUUCCCCACACACUACAUGCACAACCCCCCUGAAGAGACUGAUGGCCCGCCGGGGGCCAUUGCCAUGGCAGCUAUGCUUCAAGCACUCUGCAAAGAGGUGGUCAUCGUGACAGAUGGACGCGCUUUGGAGAUGAAUCAGCACAUCAUGCGGGAUGCUGUGGCGAAAGGUGUGAUAAAGACUGCUGUGCCAGUAAUAAGUUUCCAGAAUGAAGGCCCUGACUCAGCACUUCACUUUCUGUGCCAUGAUGGAGAUCCCACUAAGCCCAGGUUUGAUCACUUGGUGGCAAUAGAGCGCAGCGGCCGGGCUACCGACGGGAACUACUACAACAUGAGGGGGGUCAACAUCAAGCAUUUAGUCGACCCAAUAGAUGACCUCUUCACUACUGCCAGCACUAUAGCAGGCAUCACUACUACAGGGAUCGGGGAUGGAGGUAAUGAGCUUGGUAUGGGCAAAGUCAAAGCAGCAGUUAAAGCAUACAUGCCUAAUGGAAAUCUGAUUGCGUGUGACGUGGCUGCUGAUUUUGCCAUCACAGCAGGAGUGUCUAACUGGGGGGGCUAUGCUGUCGCCUGUGCUCUGUAUGUUCUCAAUCUGUGCCCUGUACACUGGCGGUACCUCCACAGUGGUUUGGGUCUGUCACUGACGCCUGAUCAACAGAGCCUGUGGAUGGCCUGCCUGCCCACUGUAGCCAAGGAGGAAGAGAUGCUCCACAUUUUGGUGAAAUAUGGCGUACGCAGCGGUAAAACGGCAAACCUAGGACUGGAGGUGGAUGGAUUGACCUUUCAUUCCUACCAUUCUGACAUCAUACAGCGGCUUCGAAAUCUCACCCUCGCCUGAUGUCAGUGUGGCCUACAUCACGGACACAUCACAUAGCCACAGGAACCAUGACUCAGUUCUGACACUGGUCACAGAUGACUAGAGCUUGUUUGUAUAUUCUCACUCAUUCUCACAGACGAAUAUGAAUAUGGGAAUGUAAUCGAAAGAGCUGCACUUGUAAUAUUUAGGUGAGUGUGACGUGACAUACGGCCAAGUAUGGUGACCCAUACUCAGAAUUUGUGCCCCGCAUGCAAAGUGCACACACACAGCAGUGAACACACACCCGGAGCAGUGGGCAGCCAUUUCUGCUGCGGCGCCCGGGGAGCAGUUGGGGGUUCGGUGCCUUGCUCAAGGGCACCU